CGGAGCAUGGGGCGGCGGCUGCUCCGGGCUCUUCUCUGCCUCCUCCUCGUGGCCGGCCGCGGGCUGCUGCGAGUCAGAGGGGCCACCGCCGCGCACGGCUGCCUGUUUGACCGGAGGCUGUGCUCCCCGCAGGAGGUGUGUGUGCAGGAUGGGCUGUUCGGGCAGUGCCAGGUGGGCUCGGUGCAGGACAGGCCUCACUUUCAGGUCACCUCCCCCGUGCUGCAGCGCUUACAGGAUGUCCUGCGGCACCUCAUGGCACAAGGGCUCUCAUGGCAGGAUGGCAUCACGCAGUACGUAAUCUCACAGGAGAUGGAGCGCAUCCCCCGGCUCCACCCACCAUCCUCGCUGGAGUCCUCACCCAGGGACAGGUCCCUGUCUGCACGCAGCUCCCCCCGGCGCACCCCACUGCCUAUGGCCUCCAGCCUGCCUGCAGCCCAGCACCCAGGGCAGCCCCCACAUCUGCUGCCCUCAGGCCUGGCUCAGCGCUACCUGGAGCACCUGCUGCUGCCCCCACCACCCCAGCUGGACUACGAGGAGGCUCUGCUGCAUCCCUACUCCUACCACAAGUUUGGCUACCAGGAUACCACACACCAGCUCCCAGGCAGUGCGGCCAGGCAGGGCCCCGAUGCUGCCUCGCUGCUGGUCCGCGGCCUGUAUGGGGCUGGCCCCAUGCCUUCCUACAGCGGGCAGCCAGGGGCAGAAAGUGGGCACCUCUUCCAGGAUCUGGGCCUGCUUGCGUUGCCCAGGGAAAAAGCUGCUCGCAUGGACCCGGCCAGCACCAGACCCUUGCACAGUGCGCGCCUCCCAGGUGACUACAGGGAUGUGGGGCAGCAGGAUCAGGCAGCAGCCGUGGCUGCCCGGCCAUCCCCUGCACAGACAGAUGCCUCCUUGAAGAGACUGGCCUCCCUGCUGGCUAGCUACGGGCUGGGGCUGCCCGAGCUCAGUCCCCAGCAGCUCAGCAGUCUCUCUGCCCUUCUGCAGCUGCUGCAGAGCUCCAGUGCUGCCAGCCCUGAAGCACCCACAGCAAAGCGACUCAGUGCUCAGCAGGGAGCUGCUGGGCCACAGGUGUCAGAGGGGGACAUGCAGCAUGGAGAGGAGCCAGUGCCACCCUCCUCCGCAGUGCCACCUCCCAGGGUCACAGCCAGCAGUGCCCCAGCACAGGGGCUGGGGGACCGGGUAGCCACCUCGCCAGCCCCCCAAGCCCAGCCACAGAUGGGGCAUGGAGGGGACAAGAUGAUGGUGGUGGAGAAGAAGAGCUACACAGAGGUGAAGGACAGCGGUGGGGUGCAGCGGGGCACACGGCCACCCGAUGAGUAUGGCUACAUCAUCACGGACCAGAAGCCGCUGGGGCUGGCUGCUGGCGUGCGGCUGCUGGAGCUCCUGGCCAAGCGCGUACACCUCUCCACCACCAGCUUCAUCAACAUCAGUGUCGUGGGGCCUGCGCUCACCUUCCGCGUGCGGCACAACGCCCAGAACCUCUCACUGGCAGAUGUGGCCAGCCGGGCUGGUGAGUGCUCAGAGCAAAUGAAAGCAGAGCUGGAGGCUGAGCUGGGCCUGAAGAUUGUGCAGACGGGAGUGGGAGAGCGGAACGAGGCGGCUGUGUACCCACACCCCUCUCACUUUGGGGAUGGCUUCCACUCAGUGCUUCUCACCUUCAUCGCUCUGGCCUGCGUGGCUGGUGUCUCCAUCGCAGCUGCUGCAGCCUUCUGCCUCCGGCAGCACGCCAGGCAGCGGGAGAAGGAGCGCCUGGCUGCCCUGGGGCCCGAGGGGGCUGCCGAUACCACCUUGGAGUACCAGGAGCUGUGCCGUCAGCACAUGGCCACCAAGUCACUCUUUGGCCGUGCUGAGGCCCCUGCAGCAGCAGCAGAGACGUCGCGAGUGAGCAGUGUCUCGUCGCAGUUCAGCGAUGCCCCACAGCCCAGUCCCAGCUCACACAGCAGCACGCCGUCCUGGUGUGAGGAGCCUGUCCAGUCCAACAUGGACAUCUCCACUGGGCACAUGAUCUUGGCAUACAUGGAGGACCACCUCCGCAACAGGGACCGGCUGGCCAAGGAGUGGCAGGCGCUCUGUGCCUACCAGGCUGAGCCCAGCAUCUGCUCUGUCGCCCAAAGUGAAGCCAAUCUGAAGAAGAAUCGCAACCCAGACUACGUGCCCUAUGAUCACGUGAGGAUCAAGCUGAAAGCCGAGAGCAACCCGUCCCGCAGCGACUUCAUCAAUGCCAGCCCGAUCAUCGAGCACGACCCGCGGAUGCCGGCUUACAUCGCCACGCAGGGGCCGUUGUCCCACACCAUCGCUGACUUCUGGCAGAUGGUGUGGGAGCACGGCUGCACUGUCAUCGUCAUGCUGAGCCCGCUGGCUGAGGACAGCGUCAAGCAGUGCGACCGCUACUGGCCGGACGAAGGCUCCUCGCUGUACCACAUCUACGAGGUGAACCUGGUGUCGGAGCACAUCUGGUGCGAGGACUUCCUGGUGCGCAGCUUCUACCUAAAGAACGUGCAGUCUCAGGAGACCCGCACCCUGACGCAGUUCCACUUCCUCAGCUGGCCGGCCGAGGGCAUCCCCGCCACCACCCGGCCCCUCCUCGACUUCCGCAGGAAGGUGAACAAGUGCUACCGGGGCCGCUCCUGCCCUAUCAUUGUGCACUGCAGUGACGGCGCAGGCAGGACCGGGACCUACAUCCUCGUCGACAUGGUCCUGAACCGCAUGGCCAAAGGUGUGAAGGAGAUCGAUAUCGCUGCGACGCUGGAGCACAUCCGCGACCAGCGGCCCGGCAUGGUGCAGACUAAGGACCAGUUUGAGUUCGCUCUGACCGCCGUGGCUGAGGAGGUGAACGCCAUCCUGAAGGCUCUGCCGCAGUGAUGACGAGGAUCCCCUGCCCUUCCCUCUCGUUUCCCUGCCACCCCCUGCCCUCUGGCUUCGAGCGCGCUCCUGGCCCUGUAAAUGCUGUCUGUGCUGCUGGCUCUGUUUUUUUUCCCACCCCUCUCCUUGGGCUGCAGGGCUCAGCCCUCUACAUGCCCCGUGGCAUGCAGCCCCUUUGCUCCUGCUGCUGCAGUGAAGAGCGGGCUCCUGUCCCCUGCGGCGGAGGGGAAGGGCAGUGAUGCUGGGAGAGUGGCCGUGGGGAUCCCCUGGCUGCUCUCCCACCCCUGUCCCUAUGCCCAAGAGGGGAUAGGAGUGGGCGCGGGUCGUGGCCCUGCCCUGUCUUCUCUGUGUCACCCCCACCUUGUCACUCAAGCAGAAGAUAAAUUUCUAGAGAAAUAUAAUUUUGUAUCUUGAUGUGAAUAAAGUUCUUGUGUCAUGUUUGUGCAGCUGCA
Lagopus leucura (white-tailed ptarmigan) is the source of this 3311-nucleotide messenger RNA. RefSeq names its product protein tyrosine phosphatase receptor type N (gene PTPRN). Bases 7 to 2859 code for a protein of 950 amino acids. Gene Ontology annotation, molecular function: protein tyrosine phosphatase activity. Gene Ontology annotation, cellular component: secretory granule. Gene Ontology annotation, biological process: protein dephosphorylation. NCBI's taxonomy places the organism in Eukaryota, Metazoa, Chordata, Aves, Galliformes, Phasianidae. The transcript has 23 exons. The record is from RefSeq and is a predicted model, not a curated record.